AUGGACAUCUUCCACGAACGUGUAAAACAUCAAAUGUUUCAUACUGGCCAUGUUGAAAGGUCUGUGUCUCGUUUUCGACGGAUUUACGUUUCGCUCGGUUACUUUCGUUCAGCAAGUUAUUCUACACUUUACACCAGUAUGUCAUUUACUGAGAGUGAAAACUGGUUAGCGCUUUUGGAAAAUGUAUCGCGAAUUAGCAAAAGCAGGGGUGCUGAAGUCAAUCAAGAGUCUGAUGAAAAACCUUUCACUAGGGCAGAGAUAUCAUACCUCAACAAGUUGCUGAACUCCAAGCUUUUUGAGACGCAUGACUUGGACUUUGAAAUCCUAAGGUCUGACCCCAAUCAUCCUCUUCAUUCCGUUCGCACGUUCCAAGAAUUGAACUUAAAAGAACCUCUUCUGAAAGGUAUCGCAGCGAUGGGGUUUUAUAAACCAUCCACUAUACAGGAGCGAGCUUUGAGCAGCCUAAUAUCUGACAACCCACAAAAUAUGAUUGCACAGUCUCAGUCUGGUACUGGAAAAACAGCAACAUUUCUUCUUGCUAUGUUGUCACGUAUUAGCACAGAUGUACAUUACUGUCAAUGCUUGUGUAUGGCACCUACACGUGAGUUGGCAUUGCAGAUAGAAUCAGUUGGUCGACAAAUGGCACAGUUCAUGACGGAGGUAUCUUUUGCUACAGCAGUCCGUUCACCACGUGUCAAAGUCGAUUCGAAUGGGUAUGUAACUGACCAGAUUGUUAUUGGUACCCCGGGUACAAUCGCGAAUUGGUUUCGUGGUACAGGCGAACAUCGUAUUGAUCCAUCCAAAGUUGUUAUGUUUGUAUUAGAUGAAGCUGACAUAAUGAUAGAAGAAGAAGGUUUUCUCAAUAUAUGCAUGCGGGUUAAAAAGAAGUUGUCCAGAAGUUGUCAAAUCCUAUUGUUCUCAGCUACGUAUGAAGAUUCGAUUAUUGAUUUUGCACAUGAGUUUGUUCCCAAUCCGAUAGAGUUUCGCGUAAAACGUACACAACUUCCUUUGAAGAAUAUUAAACAGUUUUAUAUGUGCUUUAGUGAUUGGAUUGAAAAGUAUCAGGCGCUAAAAGAUAUUUAUGGGGGUUUUGAAGUUGGCCAAGCAAUUAUAUUUUGUGCAACACGACAGGAAGCUAGUUGGUUGGACGGCAAAAUGAAUUUGGAUGGUCAUAAAGUCUACAUACUUUCCGGUGAUUUAGAUGUUUCUCAACGCGAAAAAGUCAUUGAAGAUUUUCGUUCAUCAAAUUUCCGAGUUUUAAUUACAACUAAUGUGUGUUCUCGAGGCUUAGAUAUUCCACAAGUGAAUUUAAUAAUAAAUUGGAAUAUGCCAACAACGAGAACUGGUAGUGCUGAUUGGGAAACCUAUUUACAUCGUAUCGGUAGAUCCGGUCGUUUUGGAAAAGAAGGAAUAGCAGUCAAUUUUAUAAUAAGUGAAGAAAUGUACUUAAUAAAAGAAUUAGAAUCACAUUUUGGUUAGUUGUUAAGCUCCAUGUUUUUUUUCUUUUUCUUUUGCAAUUAACGGGAAAGUUUAUUAUCAUAACUUGUAGAUAAUUGAUUAUUUUCACCUAUUAUCCUCCCAUUUUUUAUAACUAAGGUUUUGUGUGAUCGUCGCUCUUAUACAUUAAAAUAUCGUAAUAUACGUUGAAUCUUUAGAGAUAGAAAUUUAAGCUUUCUCUUCAGCUAUUACUUAUUAUGUUAGUGUGAGUUUCAAGAGCAGAUGAUAUAGCGAAUUUACCAGAAACCAACUAUAAAAGUGUUGUUUAAAUGGUCAUGUUGGAUUUACAGUUUAUAUUUGGAUCUUUUACUACGUUGUUGUUAUAUUGACAGACAUAAUGGAAAUUUUGACAUUCAAUUUUUUGAUAACUGUUUAUGAUGGCCGGUGACGACUGGUCCACCAAAUGAGGAGGAAGUCCGCAAGGAACUCCAACUCUUGAAACGUUACAAAUCACCGGGCCCAGACGACUUACCUCCGGCUCUUUUUAAAGAUGGUGGUGACUUUCUGACUAAGGGACUGACAACGUUGUUUGCAAAGGUCUGGGAACUAGAGAGUGUACCAACGUCAUGGAAUGAGUCGAUAGUUGUCCCUAUCUUUAAAAGGGUUCACGUCGUUCCUGUAACAACUAUCGGGGGAUAAGUCUACUUCCGAUCGCGUCCAAGCUAUGGCUUCCGUUGUUCAAAACCCGAGAAAGAUUGACUCGCGAGGAGCAGGCUGGGUUUCGUUCCGGUCGAGGAUGUAUUGAUCAUGUCUUCACCCUCCGCCAAAUGUUAGAACGCCGCCAUACUUAUCAAAGUCCAACAAUCGUAGUGUUUCUUGACAGUAGGGCCGCCUUUGACUCAUUGAAAGGACUGUUCUCUGGGGUUGUCUUUUAAAGAAGGGUGUGUCUGAGAAGCUUAUUAACAUCCUAAAAGCCCUAUAUACAAACACCUCAGGUAGAGUGAGGGCAUAAAACCACUUCUCUUCACUGUUCCACUCAAACAGUGGAGUUAGGCAGGGUUGCUCAAUCUCACCAUUCCUCUUCAACUUUGCCAUCGAUGACAUUCUGAAAACAGCUCUGGUGGAUGUAAGUAAUGGCGGCGUGGAUCUGCUGCCUGGAGAUAGACCUCUCGAUCUUGAGUAUGCGGGUGAUAUUGUCUUGCUGUGAAUGAUAUGCCAGCCAUGCAAUCCGCACUUAAUCAGUUGACAAUCAGUGUCCGUAGGUAUGGUAUGUGCUUUGCACCUUCGAAGUGCAAAGUACUUCUAUAAGACUGGCAGGAUUCUAAUCCUGUACUCACUCUGGAUGGUGAGCAGAUAGAAGUAGUCGAGAAGUUCGUGUAUCUAGGUAGCCGCAUAAGUGCUGGUUGUGGUGUGAGUGAUGAGAUCAAUGCACGUAUAGUGAAAGCCAGAGCGGCUUAUGCCAAUCUGGGCCAUCUUUGGCGCCUUCGUGAUGUUAGUCUGGCUGUAAAAGGUCGGAUCUACAACGCGUCGGUGAGAGCAGUUUUGCUCCAUGCUUGUGAAACCUGGCCCCUCCGAGUUGAAGAUGUCAGACGACUCUCUGUGUCUGAUCGUCGUUGUUUCCGAAGGAUUGCUGACAUCCAGUGGCAACACCAUGUUAUUAAUGCAGAGGUUCGACAUCGAGUGUUCGGGCACAGAGACGAUAAUCCAAUUGUUGUCACCAUCUUGAAACACCGUCUUCGGUGGCUUGGAAAUGUUCUACGAAUGUCGUCCCAGA
Schistosoma spindalis is the source of this 3211-nucleotide messenger RNA. NCBI's taxonomy places the organism in Eukaryota, Metazoa, Platyhelminthes, Trematoda, Strigeidida, Schistosomatidae. The record is from the annotation of a GenBank genome assembly.